AUAGCAAACGGCAGCAGCGACGCGAGUCGCGCAGAGCAAGUCAAACCAAACGCAAUUCGGGGGACUCUUUAAAAACGAAAAACCCAAAAAUCGUGAAAAAUUAGAUAACAAAUUCUUAGAAUUCAGACAUACAUUUUUUUAGUGGUUGCCCUGGUUCAAAAAAAAAAAAAAACUACCGAAAUAGCAGUGCGUAGCGGGUACCAAAAUGUCCAACCACGAACUGAGUGAACUAAUAGCCUUGGGCUGUCCCGACCUCAGCACCAAGUCGGAAUGCAAUCAAAUCGAGCUGACAAUAAGCGGGGAGCGUCGACUGAGUAUCAAACAAAUGACGGCCACAGAGUUGGCCAAUCUUCGUGCUGCUGCUGAGGCAGAAGCGAGACAGCGUGCUGAGGAAGAGGCGAGAAAAUUAGCCGCUGCUGCUGCUGCCAAAGCUAAGGCUGAGGCCCAGGCACGAGCUGCUGCUGAAGAAGAGGCUCAGCGUCAGGCUGUGCUGGCUGCAGUGGAAAAUGCUCGGCAGCGCAAGCUACAGGAAGACCAACAGAGGUUGGAACGACAGGAACAUUUGCAAAGCCUUAAAUCACCUACUCGGGGUGUAUUGCCUGCGAAUGCCGCGCCCCGUGAGCGUAUUGUCUCAUUGCCCAGCAUUCUGGAUGAUGCAAUGGAGAUGCAUUUGCUAAACGCAAGUGAAGCUGGGAACGCACGUAGUCCAAACUCCAAGGAAUCUUCGUCUCCCGGCAGCUGCGAGCCUUCGAAAAGCAACUCGCAUUUGGCCGACUCUAUUGAGCUGCUACGCAUGCAGCGACGUGCUCGUGAGGCGCGUUCCAAAAACCGGGAGCGUUCUAUUUCGCCGCAGGCACGAGAUCAACACGAGCGUAGUGCAGCUCCCGAUCGUCUUCAAAGUUCUUGCAGCAUGAGUAGCAUCGAUUCGGCCAGCAUGAGUGCCAGUGCUUCACGACAUGCCAGCAAGACAGCCAGUCGUCGGGGCAGCACUACUAGCGCGGUCCUUGAACCGCAAAAUGACACGCUUCCACCGCAGUCUAAAUUUCCGUUAACUAAGACGGUGUCUGCACCCAACAUGAAUCGACGUCGCAGCAGCCUAACUGCCCUUUUUCCGGGUCCCGCCCCAUUAGUGGCACCCGAACCGACAUUGCACACCAAUCCGACGGCCCCACCGACGGAACCACCGCGCCAGACACGCGAUCAAAACGGCUAUCGUGAAAUACCGAGUGGUAAGAUGGUGCAUCGAACCAAAACUCCACCGCCUGUGGGAGCCAAUCUCGGUGUGUGUCUUAAGCGUGUAUCGCCACCAAAAGGGUCGAUCACAGUCAAGCCAAAAGAGGCUCCCAUGCUGGGUGUAGUUUUACGGAAGGUGGAGCGCAAGACAGCGCCACAGAAAAGCAUAUUGGAUGAUGACAAGCCUCUCUAUCACUUCUCAAUCGUGCGCAGCGAUCACAAGGAGCACAAGCCAGCGGUGCCAAAACCGAAACCGAAGCCAACACCGCCGGCUGUUAAGCCCAGUCCAGGUGGUAUUCUGACAGGACCGCAAGUAAUUCGCACCGUCAACCACCCAGCUGUAGCGAAGCCUCAGCGUCCACAGCCUGGGGUUCCCAUAACCAUAACGAAGAUCGAGGGUGACAAGAUCAUUAUUAUUAAAAAGAUAGUUGUACCGAAGAACAGUAAGAUACCGGAACAGUAUCUACAGGUUGCUUAAAUGAGUGAAGAUGUCGACAAGGCCUCGGUCUCGAUAUCUGAAACGAACACGGCAACGCCGACAGCUUUGCCCGUGUCUCUAAAACAACUUGAAGAAACUGCGAACAUGCAAAAAUCAACACCGCCACCACCACCGCAACAUUCGAGCGGCCAGCAAUUCUUUCAGGUCGUGUCGCCACAAUUCGCGUCCGUGCUCUCGUCUAGCAUACCGGAAACCAAGUGUGCCGUCAGAUCACCCAUCUCGUCACCGCUCGCGUUGCGCAAGAAUCGCCCACCGCUGCCAGGCAGUCCAAAAUCUACGCCACCACUGCCUCGCAAACACCAUCCACUGGCCUACAAUGCGGCUACAGGGGUCAUUACAAGUGGUUCAGCUGGCGUACCAGUGUUGCCGGCGCGCAUGGCUACUAUAGCCUCUAGUCCUGUAUCGAGCAUCUCGCUGUCGUCCUCCAGCUCGCCGUCAGCCUCACCCCCGCCGCCUGUGCCUUGCCGCGCACCCAAAAACUCGAUCUCAAGCAGUAGUAAUGCAUCCAAGGAGGCGAUCCAUAAUGUUGCUUCUAAGCCAGCAGCUUCGAACGAGAUCGACCUUGACAAGAUCAUACAACAACAACAGCAACUGCAGGAGAAAACGGCGGCCGUAACAAACAGUGCGAAAUUGGACGCGAACUUCUACGAUGCGGAAAUUGAGAUGAUGAACAUGUAUCUAAAGAGCUUGCCCGACUACAGUGAAAUAGAUCGUAAGCUGCACAAGGAGUUUCAGGAAUGCGAAGAUCUUCUGAAGCGGCAACAGCAACAGCCGUUGUCAAAGUCCAAUUCGCAACAGUGCAUGACGCCGCAGACGUCAGGUCUGCAACAUCAUGUAGGUCACCCGAAGAUAAGCGGAACUCUCGGUGGUCUCGGUCUGACCAAAUCCUCCUCGAUUCAUUUUGCGCCCGUUGCUAGCGGUGUCAGCGCCUACAACAAUCAAGGGAAUCGAGGGCCGCGUCUUGCUUACCCCUCGAUUUUUUCCCAGCCAGGCAACGACACGCCUAAGCUUCAGCGCAGCAUUUCGAGCAAUAAUAUGCCAAUGCAUCAACAGCAGCAACAACAUCCAUUCAUGCCGCUGCAUUCUAGUGUCAAGCUGCCCCCUCAAGAACUGAAGAACAACGGCCUAAAUGGAUCAAAUCUCUCACUUAAUAAGCAGCUAAUGAAUGAAUUCUGGAGCGAAAAUCUGACCAGCUCACAAAAGCGUCAGACCCCGAAGCGUACGUUCUGGAACUAUGAGAAAAUAUGUGGUGCACAAUUAGGCGAUGCUGGUCAACCCUUUAAAGUGGAUGCCAAGACGGCGAAGAAGUUGGCCAUUUUCGACCCCACAGUAGCCGAAGCAGCUCAAAAGGAGCUUCAAAAGCUAUCGCAGCCGCAUCCUCAUAAACUGCAAAAGAACGCUUCAUUGUCACAUCUAGAUCUCAAGGUCCGGCAGGCCGUGACCAAGGACGAUCUCUAUAAACUAAUCUGCAAUGAGCAAUCUCCAACGACGCCUACAGCUGCAAACUUUAUUAGCAAAGUGCCCGUUAAGUUACCGAACACUACAGCGCCGGCGUCGAACCCGCAGCUUCUGAACAAAAGCGUUUCAAUGACGCACGUACCACAGUUGGGUCCAAACGCCUUACCCGGCUCAGGCACCAACAACCUCGUCCGCACCUCUAGUCGCACGCACAUACCGUGUUAUAUGAAACAUUUGCCUGCUCUCAGUCGCAGCACGUCCAACUCCGCCAUUCUCCUACCCACAUCUACUACUACGCCGUCGCAGGUACUCCAUCAGCCUCUGCCGCAACCCCGUAAGGAGCAGCAGCAACAACCCCUUAAGGUCAAUGACGUAAAGCCAGUCAAGCAACAGCCUCAGCCCAUGGCCAAGCAGAGUGGCGUGCACAAGAGUUCCUCCAGCUCGUGCGUACCCUCGCCUCGCUGUGCUGCACUCUUUCGACGUCCCACAGAGCCGGCGCUGUCUGUAUCCACUAGCAAGGCCAAGGAAGUUCCCCCACCACAAGUGCCAGAUGUGACGCCGCUUUCAGAGUCGGCCACCGACUCAUCCUCUCUGGACCGCAAGUCUGAGAAGAGCAAUAGCACGAUCAGCACAAGCAGCUUCACAGUAACUAACUGCUGCACCACCCAUCUACCGCAGCUUUCGAAGUUCACCUCCUCGUUUCACAUCCCCUCGAGCAGUUCAGGAGCCUCCACGUGUGCCACUGCGACCGUCAACAGCACGCCCACACCAUCCACAGCGGCGACAACUGCGCCAGCGACGACAACAGUGGCCACAACGACGUCACAGCAACAGCAACAACCGGGAAAGAAGAACAGCACAGCAACUUUUGACAGCAAGGCGCAACAAAGCCAAAGCACGGCAGCUGCCAACUGCGAGACGACGGCUGGGACAAAGCGCCAGAAAGACGUCGAUAACAAGCUAGAAAAAUGUCUUAACGACAUGCUAAAGUUGAAAAGCAACAGCAGCAACAACAACAACAACAAUAACAACAGUGCGGCCAUGUCGCAGUCCCUGACAGCGGGUGAACACAAAGAGCUGGCAGCACACGAUGCUGGCGCCAACAGCGCAGUCGGCACAACGUUGGCAGCCAAAUAUGGCAACGAGUCGCAGAUACCCGUGCCAGUGCAGCUCUACGAUCCGCAGAAGUCGCUGCAGCAGCAGCAACAGCAAAAGUGCAACUAUCCCAUUGGAAAGUCGAACUCUACGUCCCAGCUGCCCAUGGGCUAUCAGCGAUUGCUGCAACAGCAGCAGCAGCAACAGCAACUUCUUCAGCAACAGCAACAGCAGCAGCAGCAACAACAACAGCAAGCCCAACACCACUAUCCGCAGCACAAACGUCCAUUUUUGAACUGGAACUCAUUCGCCUGCUCUGCCAUGAACGGCGCCACAGAUCCGUUUAUGCAGCAUCAGCAACAGCCGCCAAACAAGCUGCAACAAUCAUACUCCUCAUCGCAUUUGGCCAAGCAGACGCCAAAAGCGACCGGGCUGUCCAUGUUCCUGCAAAAGAGUACCAACAAGGAGAACAAAUUCGGACAACCGCCGCAGCCGCAACCCGGACAUAUUCUGCCGACCCUAGGCAUGGCCCCACAAAUGUACGGCUAUGCAAAGGUCAAUUAUCCGCCGCAGCAACGCUCUGGCGCCCCACUCACGCACUCCGCAUCGUUUAGUGCGGCCCAGAGACCCUCCACGCUUCUGCAACAACAGCAGCCACCGCCCCACCUGGCUCUCGGCAUGAUGAGUCGCAAUUACUACAAUCUGCCCAAGCAGCAACCACAACAGCAGCCAUUUGCGCCGCCGGAGCAUGAACGGAAACCGCUGCAAACUUUCGAUCCGUACUUGUAUCCCAAGCCGCCCAGCCAGCAAGUGCACAUGGGGGCUAAUGUGGUCAAGUCGCCGUACCAGCCGCAACAUCCGCAGCAGCAACAUCACCCGCCAUAUGUGCAUCCACAUCCGCAUGCGCAGUUCGUGAAUGCCGUUGCCUCCGCGGCUGUGGGAGUGGGAGUGGGAACUGGAGCUGUCGGCGGCAACGCCGCGGGUGCGCUUCAAUACGAUCCGAACACAAAUACGCAAUUGUUUUAUGCGCCGCCGCCUCAGACGCAGCAGUCGUUGGGUCUGCAACCGCAACCGCAGCAGCAACAACAACAACACCAACUACAACAAAGCAAUUCUGUCAUAUACAAUCACUCAACGCAACAGCAACAACAACAACAGCAGCAGCAUAAUGAAAUGUCCAAAUCCGCAAUUGCCAUGCAUUUCAUCGAGACAGCAAAGCCCGUCAUUCAAGAUGAUGCUGAUGGUCACUUAAUUUACCACACGGGAGACAUUCUCCAUCACAGAUAUAAGAUCAUGGCCACACUGGGCGAAGGCACCUUCGGACGUGUGGUUAAGGUCAAGGAUAUGGAGCGUGAUUACUGCAUGGCCCUAAAGAUCAUCAAGAAUGUGGAGAAAUACCGCGAGGCGGCAAAAUUGGAGAUAAAUGCUUUGGAGAAAAUAGCACAGAAGGAUCCGCAUGGUGAUCAUUUGUGCGUCAAAAUGAUUGACUGGUUUGAUUAUCAUGGACAUAUGUGCAUAGUUUUUGAAAUGUUGGGACUCAGUGUUUUCGAUUUCUUGCGUGAAAACAACUACGAGCCUUAUCCGCUGGACCAAGUGCGCCACAUGGCCUAUCAAUUAUGUUAUGCUGUGAAAUUCUUGCAUGACAAUCGAUUAACGCACACAGAUCUCAAGCCGGAGAACAUACUAUUCGUCGAUUCGGAAUACACUCCUCACUAUAAUCAUAAGCUGAAUUGCGAGGUGCGCCGCGUCAAGAACACGGAUGUGCGUCUCAUAGACUUCGGGUCGGCCACCUUCGACCACGAGCACCACAGCACAAUUGUCUCGACCCGGCAUUAUCGCGCGCCCGAGGUUAUCUUGGAACUGGGGUGGUCUCAGCCCUGCGAUGUGUGGUCGAUAGGCUGCAUACUGUUCGAGCUUUAUUUGGGCAACACGCUCUUCCAAACGCACGACAAUCGGGAGCAUCUGGCCAUGAUGGACCGCAUAUUGGGGCAGAUACCAUAUCGCAUGGCACGCAAUCAUACUCUUUACAGCAAAACCAAAACAAAGUACUUCUAUCAUGGUAGGCUGGACUGGGACGAGAAGUCCAGUGCGGGCCGCUACGUCCGCGACAACUGCAUGCCAUUGUUUAUGUGCCAGUUGAGCGACAGCGAGGAGCACUGCGAACUCUUCAGCUUGAUCAAGAAGAUGUUGGAAUACGAGCCCUCGUCCCGCAUCACGUUAGGUGAGGCACUGCGCCAUCCAUUCUUCGAUCGUCUGCCAGCGCAUCAGCGCAUCGGAGAUGUGGGCAACAAUAGCAGCAGCAAGCAGCCGUUGUCCUCGGGCAGCAGCAGCCGCGAGCGAUCGCACAGCUUGUCCAGAUGAGAAUUACAGCGAUUUGGUUAUUGUUAAAGGCAUACGAAACAACUUGCAUUACUCAUACAAGGAUACACACACACCACCAUCAUCACUAUAUACACACCAUUCAUCCAUCUAUCUAACUACCAGGAGAGAGAGCGUAUGCAGAGCAACAUGCAACCCAGAAUAUUGAUCGACCAACUGUUGGGCAGCGAACCGCAACAAACGACAUCGUUAGACAUUUUUGAACUUGACUUGUAUAGAGAGUUAAUUUAUACUGAACUUAUUUUUAAUUGAGUUAUCCCAAGCAUGUUGCUGGUGUGUCUGCCUCCGGCCUGUUGUGUAUUGUCAUAAUAACCGCCUAUUGUGUUUUGUUUUGUAAUGAUAACCAAAUCGUGCAUAAUUUUUGAUAGUGCUUCGUGUCACUAAACCAAACCCCCUCCCCCUAAGAUGUCUGUAAAUGUCAAAUCAUCCAAAUAUUAUGAGGAGAAGCAGAAACAAUUACAACAAGAAGAAUAACAAGAAGAAGAAGAAGAAAACAAUUUACGACUGCAAUGCUUAAGAAUUAAAUGCGAUAAACACUUGUAAAAUAGUUCAGAAAGCGCGCUGGUUGAAAUUCAGAAAGUCCGAUUGGGACUACUACUCUAGUGUCGGUUUUGUAAUUAGUAAAAUGUUUGCUAAAGCAUGUAAUUAUACAUAUAUACUUAUAUUUAAAUUAUAUACUAUAUACCUUCGAUGUAUGUAAUGUAAUAUAAAGAGGAAUUGUGAUGACGACCUGUGUGUCGGCAGAAACAAGAGAACACAAAACAUACUUUGUGCGAAUUCAAAUACGACAACAAAGUCAUCAAUUAAUGUGUAUUGGCAGCCGCGUCUGCUGUUCAGUUCAGUUCGGUUCGCUUUAGUUUGCUUCGAUUAAGUUCGUUUCGUUUACGUUUACGUGUAUUUGUCGAAUAUCGAAGGAGAAUUCAACAAAUUAGUGAAACAAGAUUGUGAACACACUCAACUCAAUGACACUCAUGCAUACAUAAUUGUACACCCACAUGAGCAGAUGGAAUGGCAAGAACCCCAGAGGACCUUUGUAUCCUCUCUAUACUUAUACAUAUACAUACAAGCAUACAAACAUACAUGCAUACAAACAUUAUAUUCAAAUGAUUGUGAAUUAGUUUAAUAUUACAUAAAUAUUAAUGGUAAAUUACAUUAUUUGCAAUUUAAUAACCCCAUCAGCCAGCAUAUAAGAUAUACAAAUCAACAACAGCAACAACAACAUAUUGUCAAGUUAUUUAAAAAUUGAAAUAAAUUUUAAAACGAAUCCAAA
Messenger RNA from Scaptodrosophila lebanonensis, 7934 nucleotides. It is a transcript of the gene Doa, whose product is annotated as AF4/FMR2 family member 4. The record is from RefSeq and is a predicted model, not a curated record. Gene Ontology annotation, cellular component: nucleus. Gene Ontology annotation, molecular function: ATP binding; protein kinase activity. NCBI's taxonomy places the organism in Eukaryota, Metazoa, Arthropoda, Insecta, Diptera, Drosophilidae. The transcript has 11 exons. Gene Ontology annotation, biological process: protein phosphorylation.